Molecule: messenger RNA, 336 nt
Organism: Ostertagia ostertagi
Lineage: Eukaryota; Metazoa; Nematoda; Chromadorea; Rhabditida; Trichostrongylidae
Source: the annotation of a GenBank genome assembly
CCAUACACGCAUAGAUCUGUUGGAGAAAGCAUAUUCCCCAUUAACUUCCCCUGCUCUCUAGGAUUUCCAGGAAUUACUCUUACAGGAUUUUUCAACAGGCCCAAAAAUUUGCUCCAAACUAGUGGCUGCUGUCUUCCAAUGUUUCUUUCAGAAGAAACCAAAAUCUCCUGUAAUGUGUGUGGGAAGAUUUUCAAUGCUCAGUACAAUCUCAACCGACACAUGCCGGUUCACACUGGUGUCAGGCCAUUUGAGUGCAAGAUUUGUGGAAAAUCAUUUCGGCAAGCGUCCACUCUUUGUCGACACAAGAUUAUUCAUACAAAACUCAAGCCGCAUACG